AAAUCGGAAUCCGGGGGUAAUGAUUUAUCAAACUCUUAUUAUCACGAAAAUGUCAACCGAAGGGCACCUUGCUAUGCACUGACGCAAACCCAGUCUUUCCCAAGGAAGUAUAGAAAGCUUAGCUCUUGAGUGAGCAAAAUCCAGUCUGCCAACUGCCUGUACUGCUGUUUUUACCUCUACCCAUCCAAUCUGUUGCUAUUUAAGGCAUGGAUUACGCCAGUCAAAGGGAUAUGAACAAGCAGAUUGUCAACAGCCCCGAAACCCUCGCUCCUGGACCAAACGAAGGUGCGGGAGUUGUGAGAAUCAACCCUGAAAAUGAGCCGCGGAGCGCCCCACCGCAAGCCCCGGCCACGACGCUGCCCAGGCUGCCCCGCUCGCUUUCUAACGACAACAAAACUCUUCCCUCUGAAGAAGCCAAAGCAAACGAUCUGGAGAGGACCAAAGUCGGGAUCUGCAAGCUCAGCAGCAGCCCGGUGCAAGCCAAUUCCCCCCUCCGCAGGGAAUCUCUAGAGACCUUUCCGUACCAGCUCGCCCCUGGGGUAGGACCCSCCGGGCAGGCUGCUAUCCCUCACUGCAAAAUCCCCGCUUUGCAAAGCACGGACGGGGACGCUACUCUGAGCCUUAGCAAGAGCACGCUGGAGCAAAACAACGCCAAAGGCGCCUGGGCGACCUUGAGCCAGAGCACCGUGGUGCUGGGCGCAGAUGGCAGCACUUCUGUUCUCCCUGGCAGAGUCGAGGGGGAAGACGAUGCAGGGGAUGAAAAUAAAGCCCGAGGGAACUGGUCCAGCAAGCUGGAUUUCAUCCUCUCCAUGGUGGGUUAUGCGGUGGGGCUGGGCAAUGUCUGGAGAUUCCCGUACCUGGCCUUUAAGAAUGGGGGAGGUGCCUUCCUCAUCCCCUACUUGAUGAUGCUGGCCCUAGCGGGGAUCCCCAUCUUCUUCCUGGAAGUCUCCCUGGGGCAGUUUGCCAGCCAGGGGCCCGUGUCGGUCUGGAAAGCCAUCCCCGCCUUGCAAGGCUGUGGCAUUGCGAUGCUCAUCAUCUCUGUUCUGAUAGCCAUAUAUUACAAUAUUAUCCUGUGCUACACUCUUUUCUAUCUUUUUGCAUCCUUUGUACCCGUGCUACCUUGGGCUUCCUGUAACAACCCCUGGAACACGCCGGACUGUAAAGAUAAAAACAAACUUUUAUUAGAUUCUUGCAUUGUUGGUGAUCACCCAAAGAUACAGAUCAAGAACUCCACUUUCUGUAUGAGCGCCUAUCCCAACUUGACCAUGGUUAACUUCACCAGCCAAGCGAACAAGACCUUUGUCAGCGGAAGUGAAGAAUACUUCAAGUACUUUGUAUUGAAGAUUUCAGCAGGAAUUGAAUAUCCUGGUGAGAUUAGAUGGCCCUUGGCACUGUCUCUUUUCCUAGCAUGGGUGAUUGUAUACGCCUCUCUUGCUAAAGGAAUCAAGUCAUCAGGAAAAGUGGUGUACUUUACAGCUACGUUUCCCUAUGUAGUUCUCAUUAUCCUGCUCAUAAGAGGAGUAACCUUGCCAGGAGCUGGAGCUGGAAUAUGGUACUUCAUCACCCCAAAGUGGGAGAAGCUAAUUGAUGCUAUGGUUUGGAAAGACGCUGCCACACAGAUUUUUUUCUCCUUAUCUGCAGCCUGGGGAGGGUUAAUUACUCUCUCUUCCUACAACAAAUUCCAUAAUAAUUGCUACAGGGACACRCUGAUAGUCACAUGCACCAACAGUGCCACGAGUAUAUUUGCAGGCUUUGUCAUCUUCUCGGUUAUUGGCUUCAUGGCGAAUGAACUCAAAGUGAAUAUUGAAGCUGUAGCAGACCAAGGUCCUGGAAUUGCUUUUGUGGUUUACCCAGAAGCCUUAACAAGGCUUCCCCUUUCUCCGUUCUGGGCUAUAAUAUUCUUCUUGAUGCUUCUGACGCUUGGACUGGACACGAUGUUUGCCACUAUUGAGACGAUAGUGACCUCGGUUUCAGAUGAGUUCCCCAAAUAUCUGCGUACACACAAGGCGCUGUUCACGCUUGGCUGCUGCAUUUCCUUUUUCAUCAUGGGAUUUCCUAUGAUUACUCAGGGUGGAAUGUACAUGUUACAGCUCGUGGACACUUAUGCAGCUUCUUAUUCUCUUGUCAUUAUUGCCAUCUUUGAGCUUGUUGGGGUAUCCUAUAUAUAYGGAUUGCAAAGGUUUUGUGAAGAUAUAGAAAUGAUGAUUGGAUUUCAGCCAAGCAAAUUCUGGAGAGUCUGUUGGGCAUUUGUGACCCCCACUAUUUUAACGUUCAUUCUCUGCUUCAGCUUUUAUCAAUGGGAACCAAUGACUUAUGGAGCUUACCACUAUCCAGCCUGGUCCAUGGUCCUUGGAUGGUUGAUGCUGGCCUGCUCCGUUAUUUGGAUACCGAUAAUGUUUGUAAUAAAAAUGCAUCUAGCCCCUGGCAAAUUUAUUGAGCGGCUCAAGCUGGUGUGCUCUCCACAGCCUGACUGGGGUCCGUUUUUGGCCAAGCACCGUGGCGAACGUUACAUGAACAUGAUUGAUCCACUGGGAACCUCCUCCCUGGGACUUAAACUGCCAGUGAAGGAUAUAGAGCUGGGGACCCAAUGCUAAUAAUUCCUACAUCAGUGGCAAUAGCAUCGUUAGCCUUUUUUGGAUACCUUUUUUUUUUUUCCCCUCUAUUAAUUUCCUAGCAAUUCUUCUUUUCUUUCUCACAGUGCCUGAAAGUGGUUGCUUUGAAACUAAAACUUACCAUUGCAUGCUGUAGUGAAGAACUAGCUAGACCACUUUCAGACGUAAGUGAUGCCCAAGACGUAUUCUCUUUGCUGCAAACAGCAAAAGCAUGUUGUACAAGAAUUUACAUCCCAGUUUUGGGUCAGGCGGUGUAAAAAUCAGCAAAUAAACAAGCAAACAUGUCAAGGGAAUUUAAAGGGACAAGCAAAAUUUGACCAAUUUUAUGCAAGCCUCCUUAUAGCAGAUGGCUAUGAUGAGGCUGGGGUUGUGUUGCCCAUACGACCAAAGUGACGUUCAGCCCUUGAGUGGGAUGUAAGUGAGGAAAGUGUUGGGGGGCUACAGGCCAAGCAGGGCUCUCUCCUGUGAAUCCAGAGCAAGGCCAUCCAUGUUAAGACUCUUGGGGGCUUGCUCUUACAUUGGCGAUGGCAGAACUUGCCUGCUUGAUUUGUGAGCACAGAUUAUACUGAGUUUGAGGUCUGCAAUGAUCUACGGGGUCUUCUUGAGUGGAGAAACGUAAGCAAAUGUCAAAAUAAUCAUUUGAGCUGGGAACUAAAUUGUCUCUGAGUCUGGAAAUGGUUUUGASAUAGUGCCAGACCGGAUGGGCAUCACAGCUUUAAGUACUUUCAUCUCCUUCUAUUUGCCUUUUCAAUGGAAAAUGCCUCGGUUAUACAAAGCAUUUAAAACUUUGCCCUUUUGGCAAACUACUUACACAGUAAGUGCAAGCACAGUUCAACUCACUUAAAUCCAAAACGCGAAAUAUAGUUUCCCUUGUCUCUCUGCUUUUGUUUACAGUAUCUCCUCAAGAAGCCAUCAUAUAAUUUGUGCCUAAUUUUGUAUUCUUACCGUGUUAAGUGCAGCCUAGUUACCACCUGACACCACUAAUUAGAGGCUAGAUGUGCUGUUGAACUUUGUGACUCCCCAGCCAUUCUCCCAKAAACAUCUUUCUACAACCUUUGGAUGUAUUCUUCUCUUUCAGACAGAAGGGAAAUAACAGAGCCUUGGUUGUCUUUAUAUUACAUAUAUAGCACGCAAAGUCUUCUCUUC
Nothoprocta perdicaria is the source of this 3758-nucleotide messenger RNA. It is a transcript of the gene SLC6A5, whose product is annotated as solute carrier family 6 member 5. The record is from RefSeq and is a predicted model, not a curated record. Gene Ontology annotation, cellular component: membrane. Gene Ontology annotation, biological process: glycine import across plasma membrane; synaptic transmission, glycinergic; sodium ion transmembrane transport. Gene Ontology annotation, molecular function: glycine:sodium symporter activity. NCBI's taxonomy places the organism in Eukaryota, Metazoa, Chordata, Aves, Tinamiformes, Tinamidae. Bases 207 to 2594 code for a protein of 795 amino acids. The transcript has 16 exons.